AUGAUAUGGAACUUGUUCGUGGGUUACCUGUGGAAUGACACGACGACACUACACCGGAAUCACCGCAAUCCGGAUGUACGCCAGUGUCGUCGAGCGGUGCGAACAGGUAUAAUGGUACCGUACGAUAGAGUGUGUCACGUGCAUCCGAUCUACCCAACUCGGCCAGAAUCUCACAUAGCCGUCCAACGGUGGCGUGCUCCGGUUGCUGAAUAGCCCAUUCAGCUAAGAGCUGAUCCGUCCGCGAAAGAGACUGUCCAGUGGAGUCGACCUCCGGUACUUGAUCCGUCAAGUGCAACUUGA
Molecule: messenger RNA, 300 nt
Organism: Haemonchus placei
Lineage: Eukaryota; Metazoa; Nematoda; Chromadorea; Rhabditida; Trichostrongylidae
Source: the annotation of a GenBank genome assembly